Messenger RNA from Pimephales promelas (fathead minnow), 1735 nucleotides. RefSeq names its product cytochrome P450 family 17 subfamily A member 1 (gene cyp17a1). The record is from RefSeq and is a predicted model, not a curated record. Gene Ontology annotation, molecular function: steroid 17-alpha-monooxygenase activity; iron ion binding; heme binding. Gene Ontology annotation, biological process: hormone biosynthetic process; progesterone metabolic process. Lineage: Eukaryota; Metazoa; Chordata; Actinopteri; Cypriniformes; Leuciscidae.
UGUUUUGGAUAUAGAGCUGGUGGACAACUUGGAUGAAUGUAUAUUGACAAUGUCUGAACCGCUCAUCCUACCAUGGCUUCUCUGUUCAUGUCUGUUAUCUGCAGUAACUCUGGCUGCACUGUAUCUCAAAAGGAAGAUGAAUGGAUUUGUGCCAGGGAACAGAUCUCCUCCAAGCCUCCCCUCGAUGCCCAUCAUUGGAAGUCUCCUCAGCCUCGUGAGUGACAGUCCUCCACACAUCUUCUUUCAACAACUGCAGGAGAAAUACGGAGAUAUUUAUUCCCUCAUGAUGGGCUCCCACAAAGUCCUUAUCGUGAACAACCACCAUCAUGCGAAAGAGGUUCUGAUCAAAAAAGGAAAAAUAUUUGCAGGGAGGCCACGAACUGUUACAACAGACUUGUUAACUCGAGAUGGGAAAGAUAUAGCAUUUGCUGACUACAGUUCCACAUGGAAGUUCCAUCGGAAAAUGGUUCAUGGAGCUCUUUGUAUGUUUGGUGAAGGUUCAGUUUCUAUUGAGAAGAUAAUUUGCAGGGAGGCGAGCUCUAUGUGUGAAGUGUUGACUGAAACCCAGAACAGCGCUGUGGAUCUGGCACCGGAGCUGACCCGUGCCGUCACAAACGUGGUGUGUGCUUUGUGUUUCAACUCCUCGUACAAACGUGGAGAUGCUGAGUUUGAGUCCAUGCUCCAGUACAGCCAGGGUAUCGUGGAUACAGUUGCUAAAGACAGCUUGGUGGAUAUUUUCCCAUGGCUGCAGAUAUUCCCAAAUAAAGAACUCGGAAUCUUAAGACAGUGUGUUUCCAUCAGAGACAAUUUGCUUCAAAAGAAAUAUGAAGAACACAAGGUGGAUUACAGUGAUAACGUCCAGCGGGACCUCUUGGACGCACUUCUGAGGGCCAAACGCAGUUCAGAGAAUAACAACACCAGCUCUCACGAUGUUGGUUUAACUGAAGACCACCUGCUCAUGACUGUAGGGGACAUCUUCGGAGCAGGGGUGGAAACCACGAGCACUGUACUGAAAUGGUCAAUAGCAUACCUUGUCCAUUUUCCACAGGUGCAGAGAAAAAUUCAGGAGGAGCUCGACAAUAAGAUUGGAAAAGACAGACACCCCCAGCUCAGUGAUAGAGGGAAUUUGCCUUAUCUAGAGGCCACUAUAAGAGAAGUUCUGAGGAUCCGACCCGUCUCCCCACUCCUCAUCCCUCAUGUGGCGCUCCAAGACUCCAGUGUGGGAGAAUACGCUGUGCAGAAAGGAACCAGAGUCAUUAUUAAUCUGUGGUCUUUACAUCAUGAUGAGAAGGAAUGGAAGAAUCCUGAGCUAUUUGACCCAGGACGAUUUCUGAAUGACGAGGGUGAUGGUUUGUGCUGCCCAUCGGCCAGCUACCUGCCAUUCGGUGCUGGGGUACGCGUUUGUCUCGGUGAGGCUCUGGCAAAGAUGGAACUCUUCCUCUUCCUGUCAUGGAUUUUGCAAAGGUUUACGCUAGAGAUGCCCGCUGGCAAGCCUCUGCCCGACCUCCAGGGAAAGUUUGGUGUGGUUCUUCAACCUCAGAAAUACAAGGUUAUUGCUAAACUGAGAGCAGACUGGGAAAAAUCCCCACUAAUGCAGCACUGCUGAGUAAAUGAAUGUAUUUUAAUAUAUUGGUUAAAAAAAAAAAAACAUUGGUUAAAAAAAUACAUUGGUUAAAUAUGAAGCCUAAUAUCCAAUAACACAAAAAGCAUAUCUUGAGACUAAAUGAAUUUUAAC